GAGGUUUUUACAUUUUACAGGUUGUGAUCGUAUAUAGAUUAAAUUCAGUUUAACUCGCACGUAAUUAACGUAUGCAACGUGUAAUUCUAAGACAAGAUUUUCCAAAAUGUCAACAGAAGCUCAGCAAGCUUGCCAAAAAAUUGAAAAUGAUUUAAAAACACUGCUUUUGACUACAGAUUCUCAGAAGAAAGCAUCAAGUAUAAAAACAGAUAUAAAUGCAACUAGUUUAAAAGAAAAACAAAUUGAAAUUGGAAAGAACUCUGUGAUGUUAUCAGGUACAGCCUGUCAGCAUAAUCAAGAGGAAAUUAAUUAUCUUGAUAGAAGGGAAACACAGGGUAGGAAAAGACAUAGACCAAGAAGGGGUAAAAAUAAAAAUAACCAGUACAAGCCCAUAUCUAAAGAUGAGGGAGAAAGUACUGGUAGUGCAUAUAGUAUUCAAGCACAACAGUCUGUUGAUCUUCCCGUAUCGACUAAACAAAAACUUUCGUCACAGUUGAUAUUAAAAAAUAAAACCAGUGAUAGUUUAAAGGUUGUAGAUAGAAAUGACCAGAAAAACCCUUCAGUUAGAGGAUCAAGCGUGGGUUCUUCAGGUGGUUCAACUGAGAUAUUCCAUAGCCCUCAGCCAAAUUUGUCUGAAAAACAUUCGCAGUUUAGUGGAGAAAUAUUUACCGAUGGUCUGGAUUUGAACUUUCAAACAAGAAAUGACAAACGAAGCAGGAAAAAAUGGGAAAGAAAGACAAAACAAACAUCUGGUUUUGUUCCUGAGAAUUACUUCUUUCAGCAGGUUCUGGCUGAAAGUCACGCUUCGAAGCACAAAAAUGUAUUAGAACUCGAUGAAAGUGAAGUCGGCUUUGUCAAUGAUGAUCAGAUAGUUUCUCAAGAUAAUGAAGAUUACAACAAUUCAUUUGCAAAAGCCAUGCAGUGUAAUGAAAUGGAUGGCAGGAAGGAAAAAUGUGAGAAGAAUAAGAUUAAGAAAAAGAAACAACAGGAGAAAAAAACAUAAAAAUAAAAAUGUUGCAAAUAGCAGUGAGAAUGGGCACAAGGAAAUCCAAAGCAAAAGCAAGUCUGAAACAUCUAAAUCAACAGAAGAUAUAAAAAAUUCAAGUAAACCUGAUUCAAAACAAACAUUCAAAUCAGGAGAUUCCAAAAAACCAUCAGAUGCAAUCUCUAAGCAAUUCCAGGAGAAAUCAUGGUGUAAAAAGCUUAAUAAAGGUAUAGUGAUUGAAGAUAGUUGGUACUCAGAUGAAAUAAUUGAGAAGUUGGAAGAAGAAUUCAUCUUUCCUUUAAAAAAACGAGUUUCUCGUUUUCCCCGAGCCCAUUUUUAUUGCCAGCUUUGUGACUACCACUUGGACAGACCUGAAUACAUGAAGGAACACAUGCAUCGAAACAGUCACCGUAGCCGUAAAGAGCUGCAAGCAGUUCAUGCUUUGCUUCAAGACCUCCCUCCACCAUCAUCUGCUCAUUGUGAAGCUCUUACAAAACUUCUUGUGCAUGUUGCUGAGAGUAGUGGAUUAUCUAACAGGGAAGUAACAGAACGACAAGAACUUGUGGACAGGCUUAACACUUAUCUUGAAAAAAGUAUUCCAGGAAUUGAAGCAAGAUUGUAUGGAUCUUCUGUAAAUGGGUUUGGUCUAGUAGGUAGUGAUGUGAACAUAGACUUAGUAUUACCAGUGAAUGAGGUGGGCUCUACCAUUUUGGCAAAAACUUUCCAAUUGUUGAAAGAAUUAGAAGACUAUUCUCAAGUGGCUAGUGAUUUCACAUCCAAGAUUCCUCGAAUAACCUUCACUGAAAAUAAGACAGGCCUCUUUUGUAAUAUCAGUUUAUAUAAUGAUAGUGCAUGCCAGACUUCGCAACUUUUGGCGGACUAUUGCAGCAUCGAUCCAAGAGUAAAAGUUCUUGGAGUAGCUAUUUGCAAAUGGGCCAAGGUUUGUGAGAUAGAUGAUGCUUCAAAAGGAACUCUUCCUGCACAUUCUUUCCCACUGAUAUUGAUAUAUUAUUUACAACAGUGCAAACCUCCAGUACUUCCAGUUUUGCAUGCACUAUGUAUGGCUGAUGUUUGGACAUGCCAUAACAAGCAGAGUAUUGGUGAGCUGUGGGUGAACCUGUUGCGUUUCUAUAGUUUUCCCAUGGAGCAUAUAAUUUCUUUACGCCGUCAAAAUCCCCUAAAGAAGAAUGAGAAGAGCUGGGCAAAACGUCACUUUGCAAUUGAGGAUCCUUUCCAUACUAAACGAAACCUGGCUAGGUCUGUUAGCAACCAGCAUGUUUUUCGGUACAUUCAAGAGAGAUUUCAUGCAGCAUACACCUAUUUUGGAAUACCUCAGAUUGCUUCAGGACCAUUGUUUACAAGUCAAGAACUAAUUUCUUCAAGAACAAAACAGCCAAAGUUGAAUACAGAUGAACAAAAGGAUGCAUCUAUAUCUCACACAUCUCCAUCUGAAGUACUGAUCCAGGGUAAUGAUGUAUAUUCGGAGCAAAAAGAAUUACCAGAGGAUGGACAAAACAUUGUUGGUCAAGCAGGACAGGAGGCUAAUACCUCUGACUUAGUUCAGCAAGAUAAGGAACUUAAUGAUGAAGAUGCUGGUUCAGAAGUGGUUAAACAGACAGCCUGCAUUGACCAAUGUCAGCCUUCUGAAGAAUUGCUUAUCCCACAACACAUAUUUGAAAAUACAAGUCAGGAGAACCAACCAGUAGAGAAAGAUCAUUGUGUAGCCAAUGAUUUGACUCCAGUUCUCAUUGAGGAGCAGCAACUUGACUCUGAUACUGAUACUUCUCUUUCUGAUAGUAAACGAGAACCAAGAGAAACAGAGGAUUCAGAGGCUGUAACAUGUGAAAGUUUUAUAGAAGAUCAAGACACAGAUCUGUCACUAGAUAAUGUCAUUUCAGUUUUAACUAAACUUAAUUUGAACAGCCAGGCAAGUGAGGAUCAAAUGAAUGAAACAGAAGAGUUCUCAAUAGAAGAAAGUGCUCACGAAAAUGAAGUCUCACCAGCUAUAGAUGCUUCCAAAGACAUUGAUUCCUUAAAGAAAAAAAACAACAAAGCUAUAUCUGUUAGCAAUGACAACAUGAGUGUACAUUUUAACGCAAGGAAAAAGAAAUACGUGGUACCUGACCAUAUUAUGGCUGUUAUCAGAUGUCUGAAACCUGAUGAAUAUCACUUUGGAUUCUAUAAAGAUUCACUUACAAAUGGGAAGAAACCACCAAUUGCCUGCAGUCUUUGUCAGAGGGAAGGACAUUUGAAACAGGAUUGUCCUGAUGAGAAACUACCAGAAGUAAAACCUCUUCCACCAAUGACAGAACGUUAUUUACGAAAACUUGAUACCAUGUGUAAAAACAUUCUGAGAGAAAAUGCUCCAGAUGAUGAAACACUUUUUCAGAGGAAACAAAUGGUAUUGGAAUUGGAAGCUUUCAUACGUGAACUUUAUCCAGAUGCAUUUCUUCACCUUUUUGGAUCCUCGUGCAAUGGUUUUGGUUUUACUGACUGUGACUUGGACAUAUGUCUAACUUUCAAAGGUGAUGAAAAGGGAGAGACAUGUAAAAAUCAGCAUCCUGCAAUCAUUGAGAAGCUGGCAGAAAAACUACACCAUAAAUGGGGUCUUACUAACAUUGUUGCUAUAACAACAGCCAAAGUACCAAUUGUAAAGUUUAUGGACAAGUUAACCAGGCUAGAAGGAGAUAUUAGUUUAUACAAUGUACUGGCACAACAGAAUACUCACAUGUUGAAUGUGUAUUCUAAAAUUGAUGUGAGAGUGCAGAUCUUGGGUUACACCAUGAAGAAAUUCACAAAGAUUUGUGAUAUCUCUGAUGCUUCCCGUGGAAGCCUGUCAUCGUAUGCAUACAUUCUUAUGGUUUUGUACUACUUACAACAGAGGAACCCACCUGUAAUCCCUGUACUUCAAGAGCUUCAUGAGCCAGGUGAAAAGCCAGAAUUAAUUAUUGAUGGAUGGAAUGCUUGGUUUUAUGACAACAUUGAAAAUUUGCCCAGAAUCUGGCCCGACUAUGGGAAAAAUAAAGAAAGUGUUGGUGCAUUGUGGCUGGGGUUGCUAUGUUUCUACAGUGAAGAAUUUAAUUUCAAGGAGUUGGUCAUUUCUAUAAGGCAGAAAUCUCAACUUACAAGAUUUCAUAAACUGUGGAAUACAAAAAGUAUUGCUAUUGAAGAUCCUUUUGACCAGAAUCACAACCUAGGAUCAGGUGUCUCCAGAAAGAUGCAUACUUACAUCAUGAAGACCUUUAUCCGUGCCAGAGAAAUGUUUGGUACUCCUCUUGAAAGACCACCACUUGACUAUGAUCGUGUUUAUGAUUACUUGUUUGAUAGGUGGCAGUUGACUGAUGGCUUACCACCAAAUGACAGAGGGUGUCGUGCUUGUGGAAAGAUUGGACAUAAAGUGAAAGAUUGUUCCCAACGCCGAGCUAUGAAAGACAAAAUUCUUUCAAUCAGUCAUCAUGAAAAUAAUCAAGAGCAGAAUCGAAAAGAGGGACGUCAGAGUUCGGGUUCUGACCUUGCUAAUUUUCUAAUAACCAAAGGAUUGAAACAAGAGAACUCUUCAGCAUAUCAGAAGAAAACUAGGCUGAACAAUACAGAAGGCAGAAAAUUUCAAGAUUUAUUAGAACCCUCAAAACAUCAUCAUUGGAGCACACCAAAAAAUUCAUCCAGGAUCCCAACCAAUAUUUCUACUCCUCCAGGACUUUCUGGAAAAUCUAGAAGAAACACUAGUUCUUCACCAGAAGUACUAAAAGGUAACAAUCUUCAAUUGCCACCUGGAAUUUUUUCCUUGAGCCAGCAAAAAAUGAUGUCUCAAGCAUCAUCAAUAAACCAACAGAGACAGCAAAAGCCUACAGGCCAGAGUCCAUCUAUAAAUCAACAGGUUCAACAACAAGUUACAAGUCCAACAAGGUCAGGUAAUCAACACAGGAACAUGUUUCAACAUACAUCAUUUAAUCAGCAAAAGUUCAUACCCCAGACAUCCACUAAUGUUCAACAGGAGCAACAAAGAAUCGUAUCCCAAGAAGAAUUAUAUAAUCAUCAGAAACCUAUGACCCAAAACCAAAUCAUUUGUCAGCAGAACAAACAGAGAAAUAAUUCCCAUGGAUUUUCCUUUCAAAACUUGAAACAAAUGUCUCAAGAACCAUCCUUUAAUCAGCAAGAAAUAAUGCCACAAGAGCAAUCUUUUAAUUUUCAAAGAAAUAUGGCCCAAAAAACACACUUUGGUCAACAAAGAAAAAAGACCCAGGAAACACCCUUUGAUCAACAGAUGUUUAAACCUCAAGAUUCCCUGUUUGUUCAACAAAGGAACACACCUCACACACCAGCCUUUUGUCAACUAAAAGCUGUUCCUACAGGACCAGGAAAUGGUAGUUCUAUGACUCGUCUAAACCACCCUCCUGGGUUUCAAGUGCGACCAUCAUGUCCGAGGUUCUCUCAGGGACAGGAUUCUUAUAUUCAACAGCCGCAACCAUACGUCUCUAUAUCUGCAUCAACUGCUUGUCCAAAUUCGCCAUUUCAGAUAGCACCCAGUUAUCCUUCUGGUCCAACACCUUUAAUGGAACAUUUCAAUCAUUUGCAAACCAGUAAUCAUAACUAUCCUUCCCCAUUUACUAAACAACCUCAGACCAGUUUUGUUCCUCAUCAUAACAGCACUGCACCUAUGGGAAAUCAGUCUGGUUCACCUUUACCAUUUCCUUGUAAACCUCUUAGGCAUUCUCUACCUGGUUCCCAGGGUAACCCACUGAUACAUUCACCCCCUAUGACCUCAUCUCCUGAUAGAUUGUCCACUGCAGGAAAUAGUUUGCAUAUGUCUGCUUUACACUCAUUUUCACACCCAGGCAGUCUUGCUACUUUUGAUCCAGCCAUUAUUGUUUCAUUACAGUCUACCAACAUGAAAGGUGACAAUGGUGACAUUUUGCCAAAAUAGCAAGUCUUUUUUUUUUUUGACAAAACCUCUAGUGCCUCUGAACUUUUUCAGGGUACCUCAAAGAAGUUAUGGAUUUUUAAACUGUUUUGACCAUUUAGUGUUAUCUGUUACAAUUAAGUUUUGCUAAUUCUCUUUCAUCAUAACGGGAAUUUAAAAUAGUAUUUUAAAAAAAGGAAACAGUGGACACAUUUUCUAACUAGUUUGAUUAUGGUUUUUUGUUUUCAUUAUAUCUACAAAGAAUUCAAGUAUGGUAUUUUUUUUUCAACAGCAUAAUUUGGAAACUGUUGCUAUUUAAAAAAAAAAAAUUGAAGGUUUUUAUGUGGGAAGAUAAAAUUUGUAUAUAGAACUCUGUUAUAGUGAAUGGUUCUUGUACAGGAAGUUUCUUUCAAGACCGGCACUUUUCAUUUUCUACAUUUAUCAAAACAUUGUGUUAUAUAUAUAUAUGUAUGUGUCUAAUAAAACAUUAUAUCCGUAAGGCUUUAGCCGAACUUUUGACACGUUAAAUUUUGUUGUUUCUCUUUACUGUCAGCAUCAGUUACAGAUGAACUGAAUGAAUAGAUAUCACAUUUUUCUGUUGGAUGUUAAUUGUGUAGUUUUUGUGAACAUUGUGACUGAAGUUGAAUACAUUUAAAAAUUGUAUUUUCUUAAAACUUGUUCUGAAACAAUAGCACAAAUUAUGGUAAUUUGUUAUUUUUAUUUUGGAAACAUUUUUUUUAUGUUAUUUAAAUUUGUAGAGUGAAGUUUUAAGGAUUGACUAGUGUGUGUGUGUGUGUAUAGGAGUUGCAAUGUUUAGGAGGGAAAUCUGUUUUAAUUACUCAUCCAGGUUGAAUCAUAUCCACUUAAAUAGUACUUGUCUGGUAAACUAUGUAUUCUUCUGAACAUUCAACAAUAACUAAGCAGUUUGAAAUACAUAUUGGGAACUAAGUAAUGGUAACAAAGAAAUGAAUUUGGUUAUUUUGGCAUUGGCAGCGUAACCGCUGAUUUGUGAUUACAUCCAUAAUACUAUGAAGUAUAAAGCUUGUGUUUUUACAUCAACAGAUAAAUAUGAACGGUUGAAAUUGUAAAAAAAUCAAUAAAAGGAUAAAACUUC
Molecule: messenger RNA, 6999 nt
Organism: Limulus polyphemus (Atlantic horseshoe crab)
Lineage: Eukaryota; Metazoa; Arthropoda; Merostomata; Xiphosura; Limulidae
Product: terminal uridylyltransferase 4-like
Exons: 24
Coding region: 885-5909 (1674 amino acids)
Molecular function (GO): RNA uridylyltransferase activity; nucleic acid binding; zinc ion binding
Source: RefSeq, a predicted model, not a curated record